CUGCGCAGCUACUUAUAAAUGCCACGAGCGAGUUAGGCCAGUUAGUUGAAGCCCAGCUUUCGUCGGAGAACCUAGGUAGCGAUGCAUUGUUUUGGAAUACUCGUGCUGCUCGCCGGAGCUGUUUUCUGCGCCUCAGCCAAUGGCCAGCACACGUAUGAUGGACGUAAUGGCCCUCACGUCUUCGGGGUGCCCGGUCACCAGGUCUAUAUAAGAGGUCAGAACGAAGGAACCUACAAGGUGCCCGGAGUGGGCGGUCAGUUCCAGUUGACAUCCUCGCCUCGGGAGCACGUCUAUACAGAUGAGCAGGGGAACACAUAUUUGCACCGGAAGAACGGAGGACCGGGUACCCACACCAUCAGCGGUCCUGGUCCCUUAGUCCCUGGCCCGGUCGCUGUCCCCCAGAACGUCGUUUAUGCACAGCGCAGACCACGUAGCCCGCAAUUCCAUGUGGAGCGGCCUGGACGCACGGUGGAUUACGGCGCUGAUGGCUUCGUUGUCUCAAGGGAUCGUCGUAGUCCGCAGUUCCAUGUGGAGCGUCCUGGUCGGACUGUGGACGUAGGCCCCGGAGGAUUCGUCAUUCAAAGGAGUAGUCGCAGCAUCAACGAUGGCCGCGUCCAAGGUGAGAACUUUGUGGCUCGCGAUGAUCAGGCUGGCGUUUGGAAUGGGGAUGUUUCGGUAUGGAAGCGUCCCGAUGGGAGAACCGUCUCUAUUGGUCCCGAUGGAAGCACCAUAGUUUCUGGGCAUGGACGUACGCAACAUUACAAUUAGCAAGGUUGGAUAUCGCUGUGUUACUUGUUUAUAUAUUUUGAUUUAAACUUAAAAAAAAUAAAUAAUUAUAUUUAUAAA
This is a messenger RNA of Drosophila ananassae, 846 nucleotides long. Its product is annotated as immune-induced peptides. The record is from RefSeq and is a predicted model, not a curated record. NCBI's taxonomy places the organism in Eukaryota, Metazoa, Arthropoda, Insecta, Diptera, Drosophilidae. The transcript has 3 exons. The coding region runs from base 82 to 768 and encodes 228 amino acids.